GCGGAUCACUGCCAUUCUCAUCUCACCAAAGUUCUGUUUACAAUCGUCGUAUUUUCUGGCUUUGAUGUCGAUGAUGGAAUCCAAGAUCUAAAAACAAGCAGCGAUGGCAGUGUGUCGAACGUGUAUGACCAACGUGGAAAAGCGCCAGCAGAAGCUGAUUUCGAUAUUUUCUGAGUUGGACGAUGCACUCAUAGCGAACAUAAUCGCCGAUCACGCUGGUGUUGAGAUUUAUCAGGAUGACAGCCUGCCUUCAGUUAUUUGUAACGAUUGCUUCAAAAACCUCCAAAUGUUAGUCACCUUCGUAAAUACCAUCCGUUCUACCGACAAUAAAUUACGUGAGCUCUGUAAAGUGGAGCUAGGCCAAGAUAUUACUUCCACGGAAAUCAAUAACGAAAUGUCUCAGUUUGUAAUUCUAAAAAUUGAACCAGUGGAAAAUAUAAUUGAGGAAUCAUACGCCGAAGUUGAAUCCGUGAGUCAUACUUCUGAACCAGGAAGCCUAACAAACGAAGAGCUAGUUGACGAAACUUGCGAAAUUGUAGUGUCAGAUUAUGUAAUGCUUAAACCGGAUGUUGAUGUCGCUUGGAAUGAAACUGUUGAUGAGAUAGAAUAUGCUGCAAAAUGCAAACCAAAGCGAAGCAUGAAACCGUUGCUUAAGAAAAAGCCUGUUCAAAGUGAAGAUGAAUUGAAACGCAAAGAGCGAACCCUGUAUACGGUUAUCAAAAUUCCGCCACGUAGCCAUGUUUGUUGUGGCUGUUUGCAAAUAUUCACUUGCGCUGAAGAUUUGGAAGUCCAUCGUCAGACAAAUCAUGUUUGGAAAAAAGAGAGCCUAACGAAACCUAGCGAAAAAGUACUUUGCAACGGUUGCCUACGCAAGUACGACUCGACGUAUGGUGUGAACAGACACAAAAAGCGCGUCCGGGCGUUAAAAAAGAUUUGGGAAUGUAAACAAUGCAAUCUUCGAUUGAAAGUCCCCGGCAAACGGCGGGAGCAUCUUAAAACCCAUUCAGACGAUGAUCACGUUACCGUGAUAUCACAAUUCAAGGAAAAUAUAAAACAGGAACUUGGUUGGAUCUGCUGCGCUCUGAAAUGUGGUAAAUCAUUUACAUCUGAAGCGGAAAUGAUCGCUCAUGCGCACGCAUCCCACUGGAUCGACAAGCAGCAAGCAAACCUAGAGUCCGGACAUUUGCCAGAACAAUGUCAGGUCUGCUACCGACGAUUUUCCAAUAAAGUUCGGCUAACCAGCCAUCAGAGACGGGUUUACCGUCAAAAGAACAUGGAGUGCCCUCAUUGUGAUGAAAAGUUCUCAUCUACUGUUCUACUGAAUAGGCACGAAUUAAAUGAACAUGGCAUCGGUACCGUUCAAUGUGAGAUUUGCGAAAAGACUUAUUCUAAUAAGUACACCUUGAGUAAGCACAUAGAACACAUGCAUACAAAUGACAAUAUCCAUCAGUGUAAUGUUUGCGGUUUAACAUUCAGACAGAGUGGUGGCUUGAAGAAACAUAUGUUGAAUCAUAUAGACGAUCGGGAGUACGAAUGCAAGAUAUGCUCAAAAACGUUCAAAGCGAAAUUGAACUUGCAACAUCAUAUGCGAAUUCACACAGGUGAACGUCCGUAUAAAUGUAGGUAUUGCGACCAUGCCUUCGCUCAUCAUACCAACUGUAGGAGACAUGAGAUGACUCAUACUGGCGAAAAGCCCCACAAGUGCUCACGUUGUGACAAAGCAUUUAUUUUAAAGCGAAUGCUAGUAGAACAUGAAAAAUCGCAUAUGUGCGACCAAUAGUGCAUUCCUAGUAAAUCCAUCGAUUCAACAUGUUACGCCUUCUUAUCUCGUGGAACAUCUAUCUCUGCAAUUUAUUUCCAUUUAUUUUACACUUCAUUAAAUUUGUUAAAAAUUUGGAUUUAAUUUCAUUAUACAAUUGAUUCUGAGGUGAAUUUCAAA
This is a messenger RNA of Armigeres subalbatus, 1939 nucleotides long. Its product is annotated as zinc finger protein 883-like. Gene Ontology annotation, cellular component: nucleus. The record is from RefSeq and is a predicted model, not a curated record. Lineage: Eukaryota; Metazoa; Arthropoda; Insecta; Diptera; Culicidae. Gene Ontology annotation, molecular function: zinc ion binding. The coding region runs from base 104 to 1780 and encodes 558 amino acids. The transcript has 7 exons.